Lobosporangium transversale is the source of this 1686-nucleotide messenger RNA. RefSeq lists its product as hypothetical. Gene Ontology annotation, molecular function: DNA binding; DNA-binding transcription factor activity. Lineage: Eukaryota; Fungi; Mortierellomycota; Mortierellomycetes; Mortierellales; Mortierellaceae. Gene Ontology annotation, biological process: positive regulation of transcription by RNA polymerase II; meiotic cell cycle. The transcript is spliced from 2 exons. Gene Ontology annotation, cellular component: nuclear chromosome. The record is from RefSeq and is a predicted model, not a curated record. Bases 70 to 1593 code for a protein of 507 amino acids.
CACCCAUACAACAAUCAUCAUGGCAAUCCCGACGAUCUGCCCGAGAGUCCAAUCGUAGGUCCUGAUGGCAUGCCCAUCAAUGGACGGGACCCCAGUACAGCCUAUUCUACCUCAGCUCCUUCUCCAACAUCGGCACAAGCAAUGUUUGCAAACCGCACAAAACGUCGAUCUGAAGUAUUCGCUCCUCACGAAAGUCCUUAUUUUUAUCCAGCCCAACAGCACUACAACCUUUGCAGCAUGGAUCGGUCCACAAGCUACAACAUCAAGAUUGCAGCCAAGAUUGAUCGCGGAUUCUUUUUGGCGGCAAAUGAUUGGACAUGUUACCGUCGCAACUAUUUCCAGAUCAGUGCCUCCUUCUCCAUCCAUGGUCUUGACACCUCUAUGCAUCCAGAAGUCCCAUGUCUAAUGGACCGCAACGGCGAAUUCGUUCAAGUCAACAAAUUCUUGAUUUGUAUUGGCGCGCAGAUUCAAAAUGGAGAAAAGGCAAUUGAGCUAGUUCAGCAUACCCCCAAGCGUGACAAAGGCCCACAGAUUACGCCUAGGCCGACACCUCUUAGAGCUGGAGGCGAUCUGAGCAUGUACUCUUCAGGAUCAAAUCCUAAUGUAGUUACAUUCGAACGUGUGCAGUUCAAAACGGCUACAGCAAACAACGGUAAGAGAAGAGCAGCCCAGCAAUACUACCAGGUCCAUGUGGAUCUGUUUGCAGAGACCAGUAUGGGUGAAAUGGUUCUGGUCGCGAGAUCCUUCUCUGCUCCUUUGGUUGUUCGUGGCCGAUCUCCUGGUCAUUACGCAGACAACGAAGAGAAUGCCGGAUCCGCUACGCAGCCCGUCGAUGAUAGAUAUUACAGGAACGAUAGCAUCAGCAGCAAUGGAGGAACUGCUCCAUCAGUGAAUGGCGACUAUCCUUAUUACCCCAACUAUGGAUACGGAUCGUCAUAUCAGUAUCAGUCUCUCGGGUCAGCCUCUCAUAUUGCUUCACAGUCCGAUCCCAAUUAUUAUGAGCGUCAUGGCUCAGAAUCGUCAUAUCCAACCAGCCCACUGUCACCGCAGGCGAGGCACCCAGGGUCAUAUAUGACCCCACAAAUCCAUCACGGCUUCUCACCUGCUUCGGUUUCGCCAGAUAUGUACAGCCCUCCUAGUUUCAUCGGCGCAGGCCCAGAAAGUCCGAUCAAUCGUCUUCCUCACGACGGGCACUAUACCUAUGGAUCCUCACCAUACUCACAAUAUCCUCAGCAACAGCAACAACAAGAGGAUGCUCAGGGACAAUACCCUGCACAAUAUGAACCAGAAGAUCAUGAGGCGCAGAUGGCCGGAUUGAGAAUUCACUCACCUGUGAGCCCUGGUAGUCCAGUGCAAGCAUCUGCUCGUCGCCAGUCAUUUAGCUCGUCUUUAUCAUCCAAAAAGGUUGACCGAAAUGUUGUCGGCCCUGCUCGCAAACCCCGUUCGAUCUCAAUGUCUGGUAUCAGCAAGCGUGCACCAAGUAAAACACGUCCAUCAUCAUCCAGAACUGUUCCUGUGAGUCCCACUAAGGAGUCUAUGAAAGGUCUUGGGAUCUCAACCGAUCGUAUUUUGGAAGAAGAACACCAGUCAUGAUUAGCACAUCAAGAAGGCUUUAAAGCUUUUGUAUUUUUUUUUUUUUUAUCAUCUUGAUACAUUUUUUCGCUGCAUCUUUUCCUAGUUCUCCCC